Molecule: messenger RNA, 999 nt
Organism: Desarmillaria tabescens
Lineage: Eukaryota; Fungi; Basidiomycota; Agaricomycetes; Agaricales; Physalacriaceae
Product: ribosomal protein S5 domain 2-type protein
Exons: 6
Coding region: 1-999 (332 amino acids)
Biological process (GO): GCN2-mediated signaling; regulation of translational initiation
Cellular component (GO): cytoplasm
Molecular function (GO): protein binding
Source: RefSeq, a predicted model, not a curated record
AUGGAUACCUCAGAUGCCGAAGAGCUAGAAAACUUAAUUUUGACACUUCAAAUUGAUCGUGAACCAGUCGCCUCAGAAAUAGAAGUCCUGAAAUCGAUCUACGGAGACGACUCUAUACGGAUAUGGCAUCCUCCAGAAGAGAGGUCAACCGAUGACACUGGUACGGUGCGGUAUGAAGUCGUUCUAAGUUUUCCUUCCCCCCACGAUGAGGUAUCCAUCAAGGUCUUGGUAUCCAUCCCACCAUCCUACCCAUCAACGUCCACCCCCCAGCUCCAACUACUGUCGCGGUACAUCGGGGCUUUCGGGAUCGACUCUGCUCUUUUUGGAUCAGUGUUGAAGACGUUCAUCUCUAUAAAUGGCGUAGAAUGGAUAGAGGACAACGUCUGUGUCUUCGAUGGCCUUCAGAACGUCCUGGACAGAUGCGUACAGUGGUAUGAAGAUCACCUGAAUACGGACAAGGCGGGAGAACUGCUCCGGGAGGAUGAGAGGGAAUCGACACAUCCUGAUAUACCAGCAACGUCGGUACCUAUAACACCCGCUGAUCCUACGCCAUCUGUUCCGGUCUCAUUGCCUAAAGGCGUCGAAAUAUUCGUUGCCGAACCCAUAACGGAUCGCAGGAGUUCGUUCAUCGGUAGAGCGUGCUCAAUAUCGGAUCCCUCGAUGGUCCCUCUGAUACUUUCUCACCUGUCCUCCGAUCGGCGAAUAGCUAGAGCAGCACACCCAAUUAUCAAUGCUUGGCGAUGUGAAGUAGGAGGGCUCCUCCACCAAGAUAACGAUGAUGAUGGUGAAACCGCUGCCGGUGGACGCUUAGCACAUUUACUUCAGAUAUUGGAUAUCAACAAUGUCCUUGUCGUAGUGACACGAUAUUUCGGAGGCAUCCAUCUUGGACCGGACCGGUUCAAGCACAUCAAUCAAGCUGCUCGGAACGCCCUGGAAUUAGGUGGUUUCCUGGAUGAACCGGCUUCGAAGAAGUCGUCUGCGCGUGGACGUAAACAUUGA